Molecule: messenger RNA, 1093 nt
Organism: Carassius gibelio (silver crucian carp)
Lineage: Eukaryota; Metazoa; Chordata; Actinopteri; Cypriniformes; Cyprinidae
Product: bone morphogenetic protein 7-like
Exons: 5
Coding region: 1-717 (238 amino acids)
Biological process (GO): SMAD protein signal transduction
Cellular component (GO): extracellular region
Molecular function (GO): cytokine activity; growth factor activity
Source: RefSeq, a predicted model, not a curated record
AUGUUGUCUUCCCUGUGUAGGGAGCUGUACCUGCUAGACUCGCGAGUGUUGUGGGCAGCAGAAGAGGGUUGGCUGGUAUUUGACCUCACGGUCACCACUAACCACUGGGUUAUAAACCCAGGUCAGAACUUGGGACUGCAGCUAUCUCUGGAAACUGCACACGGUGAACGAAUAAACCCAAGGAGAGCAGGUCUGGUGGGCAGCCGAGGACCUCAGAACAAACAGCCAUUUAUGGUGGCAUUUUUGAAAGCAUCAGGAAUCCAUCUCCGCAGUGUUCGCUCAGCACCAGGAAACAAACAGAGGGGUCACCAGCGCUCUAAAAACCCCAAACCCGCUGUUGCACCCAGCCAGGUGGAUCUGAAGACAGCGGAGGCUGCAGAGGGCGCCAGCGUAGACCCCAAACAAGGCUGCAAGAAGCAUGAACUGUAUGUCAGCUUCAGAGAUCUGGGAUGGCAGGACUGGAUCAUUGCUCCAGAGGGUUACGCGUCAUACUACUGUGAGGGAGAAUGUGUGUUCCCCUUAAACUCUUAUAUGAAUGCCACAAACCAUGCAAUUGUACAGACACUGGUCCAUUUCAUAAACACAGAAACAGUCCCGAAGCCCUGCUGUGCUCCAACGCAGUUACACGGAAUCUCAGUUUUGUACUUUGAUGACAGUUCCAACGUAAUAUUGAAAAAGUACCGCAACAUGGUCGUCAGAGCCUGCGGGUGCCACUAAUCUGCCCUGGACAAAAUAAGGGAUGCAAAUACUUUUGACUCUCAAGAGCCCAGAGAGGAAAGAGAAUCAUUACUGGAGCAAAACAGGACUUGUCGAAGGAGUGUAAAUCCAAAUCAUACAUUUAAUUUAAAACUCAAAACUCCUGGAGCUGUAUGAGGUUUACCAAAGCCGAGUCAAGUGUGUGGUGCUCUGGCUUUCAUUCCUGCUCAGAGACACAAGUUUGGAAUAUCAAAGAGGACAUGAGCAGAUAAAAAGAGACAAAAUGUAAGGAAAAACACAGAUUGCUUUAUUGAGAUUUCAUUACAAAAAAAUUAUUUCAUAAUGGGAGGAUUUCUGUAUGUAAUUCACAGAAGUAAUUUCUGGAAAAUUCCUGCCG